GAGGCGGCUUCGGGACAUGCACAAUCGGGGAAAGGAGCGGAGGGAGGAGGAAGCCUGAAGCUGCAGUCGGAGAGACAAGUUAAUGACAUUCCUGUCUCCGACCUACCUCACAGGGUUCUUGGGAAGGCUGCGGAGUUGACGCGCGCGCUUUGCGCUGAGAACAUUCUAAAACGGCGUUUGAACGGGAAAGGGGCCGGAGGUCAGUGUCAGAGCGGCGUCGUGGCAGACAGAAGGUCUCAGGAGCAGGGGAAAAUGAAUGAAAUCAAGGAGAGCCUGCGGAACAUCGAACAGACUUACAAGAUCUUCCAGCAACAGCAGUUCACCUUCAUUACUGCACUGGAACACACCCGAGAGAAUGCCCAUGACAAAAUCAAGCCUGUGUCAAGCAUCGGACAGGUGCAGACCUACACGGACCAUUACUGCAACAACUCCACUGACAAACGUAUCCUGCUCCUGUUCCUCAGCAUCUGCAGCGACUUGAACAAACUUUGCCAACGGCUGGAAUCCCUACACCCUGGUAACAGUGUCACCAAUGCCCUCUUGGACAAGUGCAAAACGUUGGUGAGCCACAGCAAUGACCUCAGUGGUAUCAGAGCCAAGUACCCUCACGAUGUUGUGAACCACCUCAGCUGCGAUGAAGCCCGGAACCAUUACGGCGGUGUGGUGAGCCUCAUCCCCAUCGUCCUCGACAGCAUGAAGGAGUGGGUGGCUCACACUGAGAAGCUCCCGCGGAACAUGUUACACAGUGUGAGUGCCCGGAAGGCCGCCGUCUACAACCAGGCAGAGCUGCCCAUUCGCCGUGUGGGCGACCGCGACCACUUAGGCCGGCCCGCUUUCAUCACCGAGGGCACUCAGACCUACAUUAGCUUGACAGAAAAGGCCAGGGAGAGGGAGGACAGGAGGGUUAAACUAAAGCAACUGGGUGGCCUAGGCAGGGCCAUCCGGAAGUUUCUCGACGGGCCCUGGAGACCGCCUGGCAAACACGCAUUUUAAAAAAAGAGAGAGAGAGUAAAGACCAAAAAAAGAAAAAGAAAGCAGCCUGCUCGCUUAGCAUCCGGCGAUUAAAACAGUCUCCCUAUAUUUGCUUCAGUUAUGCCCUUUCCUGAGGGGGAAAAGAAAGAGAUACAUCUGCUUUGGUAGCGACAAGCAUGAUCUAUCUUAUCCCUUUCUUGGAGCAGGUCACCCUCAGAUGAAGAUACUUUAGCCUACUCAACACUGUUCGAGUAAUCCCAGCUUUAGAGCAGACUAGGCCUACAGAAUUAAUGGCCUACUGUGGUGAAAUUAGGCCACCACCAAAUACUGGUGUGGUGUCCGCCAGGCACUUAAUGAUACCUCAAGUUGUGGGGAGGCAGGGGAAGGUUUAGUGGGCCACCAUAUCAGAGCACAGGGUUUUGAUUCACCUUGACAGCUGCCCCUCUUCUGCACUUCUUAUAGGCUUGAGUGUUACAUGUCUGCCCAGUGUGAACCUCUGGCCAAAUCAUGACUCUAACAUGGGUGACUUAUUUAGCUGGGGAAAGAGGUGGUAAAACAACCAGAGAAAGGAGGAUCCAUCUACACAUUUUUGAGAGGGUGGAAAUACCCUUAAAAAGAAAUAAAAAACUUGUACACCCACUUAGAGCUCACUACUACCUGGCACCAGUUAAACCAGGAUACACUGAGUUUCUGGAAGAACUGAAUUUGGUUGAGUAAAGCUUUUUGACACACAGAAGGAAAAGCACAGGGCAGGAGAGGAGUAUUUUUGUACUUAAGUAAGAUUCCAGGUCACCUCAGGAGACUUGGACCACUUUUCAAGGCAGAAUUGCACUUAAAAAAAAAAUUUAAGCACCUCUGGAAAAAUGAGGGCUUGACUACUCACAGAAACAUAAAAAAGAGGGGGGGGGAAACACAUUUCCAGCAUGCCAGGCUCUCUCUCCCUCUUGCAAACUCACACCAACUUCUGCCAGGGGUGGGGUAGGGAGUAUCCAUUGUUUUCAAGAAAUGGAGCAUUUUAACAUUAGAUCUUGUCAGUACAACUCAACUCCUUUUGUCUGAUUAUUUUUCUUUCCCCUCCUCGCAGGAUCCUUAGCUCCUGUUUUUUUGCCUCUUGCCGGAAGAUGCUUCUGAAUAAAGCUGUUUCCCCUGCAA
This is a messenger RNA of Podarcis raffonei (Aeolian wall lizard), 2124 nucleotides long. RefSeq names its product sperm acrosome associated 9 (gene SPACA9). NCBI's taxonomy places the organism in Eukaryota, Metazoa, Chordata, Lepidosauria, Squamata, Lacertidae. Gene Ontology annotation, cellular component: ciliary base; sperm flagellum; acrosomal vesicle. The transcript is spliced from 4 exons. Bases 253 to 993 code for a protein of 246 amino acids. The record is from RefSeq and is a predicted model, not a curated record.